Molecule: messenger RNA, 1346 nt
Organism: Phoenix dactylifera (date palm)
Lineage: Eukaryota; Viridiplantae; Streptophyta; Magnoliopsida; Arecales; Arecaceae
Source: RefSeq, a predicted model, not a curated record
AUGCUUCGGAGAUGGUUCUGUUGCUUCUCCGGCGAAUUAGAAGCAAAGCCCCGAUCGAAUAAGGGCCAUGACUACCCAUGGGAGGCCUACACCCUUAGAGAGCUCGUCCACGCGACCAACAACUUCCAUGAGAAGAACAAGCUCGGCGAGGGUGGCUUUGGAACCGUCUAUUUCGGCCAAACCAGCAAAGGAGAGGAGAUAGCAGUGAAGCGGCUGAAGGCCAUGACAGCCAAGACCGAGAUGGAGUUCGCGAUCGAAGUAGAGAUACUGGGAAGGGUGAGGCACAAGAACCUGCUGAGCCUUAAAGGAUUCUACGCAGGUGGAGAUGAGAGGCUAAUUGUCUAUGACUACAUGCCCAACCUCAGUCUCAUCAGCCAUCUCCACGGUCGACGCGCCGCUGACCUGCUUCUGGACUGGCCUCGGAGGAUGAAGAUCGCCAUCGGAGCCGCUGAGGGACUCGUGUACCUGCAUCAUGAGGCCAGCCCCCAUAUCAUCCACAGGGACAUCAAGGCCAGCAACGUCCUCCUUGACGCCGACUUUAAUGCCAAAGUGGCCGACUUUGGGUUCGCGAAGCUGGUACCGGAAGGCGUCAGCCACCUGACGACCAGGGUGAAGGGGACGCUGGGCUACCUGGCGCCGGAGUACGCCAUGUGGGGGAAGGUGUCGGAGGCCUGCGACGUGUACAGCUUCGGGGUGCUGCUGCUCGAGAUUGUGAGCGCCAGGAAGCCGAUCGAGAAGCUGCCCGGCGGCGUCAAGCGGGAAAUUGUGAACUGGGUGACGCCACUGGUGGAGAGGGGCAGGUGGGAGCAUGUUGCAGACCCUCGGCUGGGAGACAAGUUUGACAAGGCGCAGCUGAGGAAUGUCGUGAUGGUGGCGCUGCGGUGCACCAAUGGCAGGCCGGAGAACCGGCCCCCGAUGCUGGAGGUGGUGGAGCUUCUCAAAAGUGGGGUGCGGGAGGGGAGGACUAAAGAGGUCGUGGUGAUGAAGAAAGAGAUGAGGGAGGAUGACGAUGAUGGUUGGAGGGAUUAGCGAGCCUUCGUACUGUGAGAGGAAGAGCUGGAAAACAUCAAGAAUGAGGUGAUGGUGUGAUGUUUUCUACGUACGGCACGGAAUUGCUGGUGCAUGUACUCAAUCUUGGGCAAGGAAUUGUUUGCGAUCGACAACACAGAAUGUACAAGUUUUCAGCCAAAAUCUUGUUAGGGCCAAAUAUUGCAGAAUAAACUAAGCUAAAUUUUCAAUACCAACUAGAAUAAAUAUUCAUAGAGACAAUAUAUCAAACACUUAGAGAACAAUAGGAGAGCACACCAAAUUUACAUGGAAAAAUCCUCCAGUGUAGAGGGUAAAAA